GGCGCGGGCAGCGGAGCGGCGGCGGCGGCGGCGGCGGCAGCGCUCGGCGCGGGGCAGAUGAGGAGCGCGGCGAAGGGGGCCGGACGGACAGGCCAUGCUGCCCCCUCCCCCGACCCCGCUCGGGCGGGCGGGCGGGGACGGCCGAGGGGAGGGCCCGCCGGGGGCCGACCUGCCGGCUCCUCCCCCCGCCGCCCUGCGAGCAUAAAGCCCAGCGCUCGCCAGCCCGCCCGCCCGGGCGCUCGCGGAGGCGGCGGCGCCCGGACCCCGCUCCCGCCGGGCUCCCGGGUCCCCGAGGGCAAGAGAGACCCCCUCGAAUCCCGAGGCGGGCCGGGACCUGGGCGCGGCCGCACCCCCCACCCACCCCGGCACAGGGGCCGGGCCGCGGGAACGCCCUCCCGGAAUGAAGCGCUUCCCGGUGCCUUCAAGAGUUCUAAACCCCACCCCAUCGGAUUGGAAGAACCUAAGAUGCCUGCCCAGUGCGUUUGGAGUUACUUCUCUCGGAGCUCUGGGCAACGUAAACCUGACCUCUGGAAGGAUGCCCAUCCCCCUCCUCUCAGUAUACUUUCCCCGCCCCCCACCCCAGCCACCUUUGCUAGAAGAACGUGAGAGACUCAAGUUAAUGGUUUCCUUGGGGACUUUCUGGGAACACUCAGCAGGUAUAUCCCGCCACCCUGUGUGCAUGACACUAGAAACAAACUUGCUUUUUCCUGUUUGUAUCAUC
This is a messenger RNA of Cervus elaphus (red deer), 721 nucleotides long. RefSeq names its product CD24 molecule (gene CD24). Bases 58 to 606 code for a protein of 182 amino acids. Lineage: Eukaryota; Metazoa; Chordata; Mammalia; Artiodactyla; Cervidae. The transcript is spliced from 3 exons. The record is from RefSeq and is a predicted model, not a curated record.